GGUGGGGGGGGGGGCAUGAAAAUUAGUUUAAUCACACAGAAUGUUAUUGAAAUCCAAAGAACGACGAUCUUUUGGCAACAAGUGGGCGUUGAUUUUCUACCCCGCCUCCUCCCGCCGUGGGUGCGCGUGGGCGGCCCCGUGUGGCAGAAGGGGGGAGCGAAACACGACACCCAACAGAAGAGGGGGGGCUCGGGGGCGCUCCCCGCCGCCGUUUGGGCCGAGGGUGUGGAAGAAGAAGAAGACGCGGAGGAGGAAGAGGAGGAGGAUGACGAUGAUGUGGAGCACAAGUGGACCACGCGACGUCGUUCCCACAAGCCGAUUCACACUGUAGGCUCGCCGACGCUUCUUCACCAUUCCUUCGCUCCCAUCAAGCGAACCCUCGGCACUCGCCGCCCGCCCCCCAACUUCGGCCUGCCUACCGGAUUCCGUCUGCGGAGACACGGGGCAACUUUUCCCCGCAUGAAGAAAAACCCUCCAAAGCGGCUCGUAAAAGUUUUCCAGCAGCGAGCAGAAAGUGAACCAAAGUUAUUCACGCGAGGAUUGAGGGUGAAAGAAGCCGAGGAGCCGCUGCUUUAUUUUCGGGGCCACUCGGUGAGAACAACACGGGAGGACCGAGAGGCUAACGUGGCUAACGAACUAAGCCUAGGGGAAAAGUUAGCAGUCGACGGGAAAAGUGAGCCAAAAAGUCCAGCGACGACCGUAAUGAAGACCCCGGGAGAUUCGGGGUUCGCCUUCCCCGAGUGGGCCUACAAGCCCGAGUCGAGCCCGGGCUCGCGGCAGAUCCAGCUGUGGCAUUUUAUCCUCGAACUGUUGCGCAAGGAGGAAUAUCACGACGUCAUCGCCUGGCAGGGCGACUACGGCGAGUUUGUCAUCAAGGACCCGGACGAGGUGGCCCGUCUGUGGGGUGCCCGCAAGUGUAAGCCGCAGAUGAACUACGACAAGCUCAGCCGCGCCCUCAGGUACUACUACAACAAGAGGAUCCUCCACAAGACCAAAGGCAAGAGGUUCACCUACAAGUUCAACUUCAACAAACUGGUGCUGGUCAACUACCCCUUCAUCGACAUGGGCUCAGGUCGCGGCGUCCCGCAGAGCGCCCCCCCGGUGCCAAGUGGAGGCACCCACUUCCGUUUCCCCCCUUCCACGCCAUCGGAUGUAUUGUCGUCAAGCGAGGAGCUUCGCAGUCCGGGCGUGUUCAGCAGCGUGGCGCGGCGCAUGGCCCGCGGUUCGGUCAGCGACUGCAGCGACGGCACCUCCACCAACUCGGAGCUGGAAGAGGCGGUGGGGUCGGAGGAGCGGGGCGCGGGGCCGGAGAGGGCCUUCCGGGGUCUCCUCCCACCCCGCCUGCCUCACGAGUCUCUCUUCAGGCUCUACGGCCCCAACCCGGCGGGGCUCGCCAGACCUCACAGGGUCCACCCGGAGCCGCUGUCUCCCUUCCCCGUGUCCCCCCUGCCGGGCCCCGGCGGGCUGCUGGGGCCGACUCUGUCCCCGGCCCUCUCCAUGACCCCCACCCCACACCUGCCUUACACCCCCUCCCCGUCCCUGCCGUCCCCCAUGAUGGGCUCCCACUUCUCCUUCAACCCGGAGGACAUGAAGCACUACCUUCAGGCCCACACACAAUCUGUCUACAACUACCACCUCAGCCCCCGCGCCUUCCUCCACUACCCCAACAUCGUCAUCCCGCAGCCCCACCGCCCCACCCCGGAGAAGCCGGCCCCCCACCACCUGCACGGCCCGCCCCUGCCGCUCUCUCAUCCGCUGGGGGCGCAGCUAGGGGGCGGCGGGAGCGAAGAAUCCUUCAAGUUCAAGCUGCAACCGCCCCCCCUCGGACGCAAACAGAGAGAAGCGGGAUGCUCGCUGGCGGCGGCGUCGUCCUCCUCAUCGACAGCCGGACAGUCCUCCUUGUUCACGGCGACGCCCAAGAUCAAGGUGGAGCCCAUAUCAGACAUCGAGUCCGAGGAGGAGGUGGAAGUGACCGACAUCAGCGAGGAAGACGAGCUGAACCCUGAGGAUGAUGACAUCUUCGCUCCUGUAUCCUAUCAUCAGCUCCACAAUCAUUCCAAGGCCAGCGGCAGCCCCCCAGCGCCCAACCCCCAGCCGCCCUCUCACGAUGACGAUCCACACCCGGACGAUGAGGACGAGGAGGUUUUCAAGACUCCGGCCACUCCGCCUCUCGGCGCCGGGCACUCGGCGUUCCCGCUGCUCAGCCUGAAGACGGAGCCGGCGCCGGCGGCCCCCGUCAGCCCCGGCGGCACCCACUGCAUCCCGCUCAAGCUGCGCUUCAAGCGGCGCUGGAGCGAGGACCAAAAGAUGGAGGCGGAUGGUGAGCGGGACGAGGCCGAGGACAAGAAGGUGAGAGCCGAAGGACGCGAGGAGGUGGAAGAGAGGGAGAGGCCAGUGGACAACGGGGGAGGACCGGGUCUGAUUUUGGGCUUAAUGAUGCCCCCGCCGCCCACUCAGCGCAGGGGCAGCUCAGAGCUGCAGAGAGCCACCGCCCAGUUGUCCCUGGAGAACGCCAGCUGCUGAGACCCCCGAGGCUACAUGGGAAUAUAACACACACACACACACACACACACGCACACACACAGUUUUUUUUUUUUUUGUGGCAAGAACGUACACAAGCUCUGUUCAAAAUGCUCAUUUGUGGCCAUGAAAUAGGUACAGUAUACCCUGCGCCUAAAUUACAACUUGCAUGUUGAAGAGAGUAGUGCUGAUUAUUUUUCCGAAAUUGACCCUUAUAAUGGUCGCUUCUGACCAAAAUGGCAGACUUCUUGCCUUUUCAGGCGUGGCUUCUUUUUUUGUUGCGGGUGUACUCAUGAUUGACUUGCCUUUACCGUGGUACCUCCACUUGUGAAAUUAAUUGGUUGUGGAAGAAAUUUCUUCACGAGAGAAAGAAAGCCGAGACGCGUUUUCCAUGUAAAUGCCCUAAUUCGUUCCAAGACCCCCCCAAAAUUUAGACAUAAAUGUUUCCUAAAGCAUAAAAAUGCAUCAAAAUAUGUUAAUUUGAUUCUUGCGCAAUAAAUGAGAGUUGUGCAUAAUGUAAAAAAAAAAAAAGACUAAAGAAUAAAAAUGAUGGUCAUUUAACUUUUAAGUCUCUCCUUAUCUGGUUUUUUUUAGUCCACGCUCAGAAGUAGUUUUUGCCCUGCCGUUUCGUAAAGGACGUUUGCUUUUGUCGGCUUUUAACAAUCCUUUGAAAAUGUCCAAGGCAAACAUCAGCGUAGUGAGCAAUCGCCCGACUGGUAAACACUUUUUGUGGGUGAUUCACAUUGAUAUCAAACUAUCGGAAGAAGGCCUUAUGGCCCAAGGGGCGAAUGACGAGGACGCUGCAUCGACACAUGUCUAUCUAUCUACACACAUGGACACAUACGAUAGAGGUCGCUCUUAGCCAAUGGGAUGCCAGGAGGAUGUGAGGUAAUAGCCAAUAGCAGAGCAUUUCUAACUAUGUUGCGUUCAGGAAAUGCAGAGCUGCGAGUAGCUGAGCCCAUACUAUAUUUUUACCUUUCGUAUCUUGAAAUUUAUUUUGUAACAAGAGGCGAUAUUUUCCUGUUGAGGCGUUUCGUCACUAGAAAAUUUAUAAUUUAAUUCUAUAUCAAAUUUCGCAUUGAUGAGUAGGUUUGGGGUCAGAAAUGUUUAAUUUGUGAUAGCGCUCAGGGCACCCUAGCUUUUUUCGAGAGGAGCUUACUAAACUGUCCAAAAAUUACCUUCGCCUUUUUGUCAUUUAUAUUUUCGACACACAUACCUAAUUUUUGGCUGCACACGAGUGCGAGCUUCUUUGAAACCUUUUGAAUAAUUGGAAGAAAAUAUUUUUGAAGGAACGUUCAUAGAUUUGUUGCUUUACCUUGAAAAGUUGUCAUGGUACCAAAAUCCUACCUUUCACUAUUUCUUGACCACAAAGCGGCAUUUUGUUUGCAUGUUGUAUUGAUCUUGUCGCCACUUUUAUUUUUGGGGGGGGGGGGGGAAUUAUGUCUUUGGUGUUACACACUCCUUUGAGGACAACAAGUGCGGACUUUUCGUCUUCAAAGUCAUAAUGGUGGUAAAACAUGAUUGGACUCUAUGGAUUCACCUUUUUUUUUUUUUUGGCAUGUGGCGAGCCCUCAGUUUUGUCGACUUGACAGAAGUGCCUCGCAGUGGUUUACAAGGUGGCUUCCAGACUGAAGAGGGAUCCCUGGCGUCGUGGCCGCCCGGAACAUUCCGGACUUUACGGAAUCACUUCUUCCUGGACGCAGGUUGGGGGGGGGGGCAUUUGUACGCUUUCAGGAAGUGACCCAGACUUGCUACCGGCCAGGUUGAGCUGCCGAGGCGGACAUUUUGUUCCCUCUGCUUUCGAAGAAACUAGAGCGCUUUUGAAGCAUUGGCAAAUCCCGUCAUCAUUCCCGUCGUUUCCAAAGACUCCCGGCUUAGCGUGUUGCAUCGUUUUUUGGGGCAUCUAGCUUCUCCAAGCCAAAAAGCCGAACCUUUUCUUUCUUGUGGGGGGGGGGGGGGGCAACAAGCGCGGCUGACGGACGUCAUUUUUGGUUGAGCGCUGCUGCCAUGAAUGUCAAAAAGCUAAACUCAGGCAGAGAGCUUAUUUUUCUUGACUUAACAAAUUAUAUUUCCAAUUUAAAACUAAACAAGCGUGCCUUUUCAAAGCACCACCUACCAACUUGCCUUCUGUUUUUAACGUCAAACUUCUCACAUACUACAUAUAUAUUUUAGUCAAAAAUAAAUUCCAAAUGUUAUAUUUCAGUAUGGUCGUUUGAUACAAAUCGGGAAACUAAAAUCUAUUUUUAAUGCUGAAGAUUAUAUGUGUACAGAUAAAUACAGGAUAUAUAAAUAUAUAUAUUCUAUGUAACUCCCAGUGUAUUACCACGCCUUUGCCUUCUUUUGCCGCCAUUAGAGUUUAUAUUUAUAUUGAUGAAUAAAUAUUAAAGAAACAGUUAGCGUCAGAACAAUACAUAGAAAAGAGCGAGGACAAAGCUGGCGCCACAGUCUGAUUGGCUGAGAAGGGGACUGUUGACCAACACACACACACACACGCAUACGCACACACCCGCGUUAGGUGACAUCACAGACAUUGCCAUAGAAAUGACACACGCCCUUUACACAAACACGCACAGGAAAUGACAUCACUAAACCUCAGCGCAGAGUGGAGAGAGCGGGACUUCCCAUAGAACGACUCGCUCAGUGUGUACACGUGCAAAAUGUGCGCGUGUGUGUGUGAGAGCUAUAAUGCGUAUGUGUUAGUGUGUAAGAGUUGCGUGUGCCUCAUGCAAAUGUGUUCCGUUUUCACAGUUCCAAACAGAAAGCCAGCUGCGGCCUUGCCCAUUUUUGUCAUUUUAGCCAGAAAAUGACUCUUAAAUUUGCAGUCCAUAUAUAUAGGGAGAGAGCAAUCUAGUGGUUAGCGCGUCGACCUCACAGUGCAGAGGUACCGGGUUCAAUUCCAGCUCCAGGGUGUGGAGUUUGCAUGUUCUCCCUGGGCCUGCGUGGGUUUUCUCCGGAUACUCCGAUUUCCUCCCACAUUCCAAAAACAUGCACAGCAGGCUGAUUGAACACUCUAAAUUGUCCUUUGGUGUGUGAGUGUGAUCGUGGAUGGUUGUUCGUCUCUGUAUGCCCUGCGAUUGGCUGGCGACCGGUUCAGGGUGUCCCACGCCUACUGCCCAAAGACGGCUGGGAUAGGCUCCAGCACCCCGCGUGACUCUUGUGAGGAUAAGCGGAUCAGAUGAUGAGCGAGAGCAGCAUUUGACUCGACUUGUCAAGAAAACAUCACAGUAACCGUUACCCCGCCUUUCCCUGCACACAUGCGUAUUUUACUGUUACUAUUGUAAUGAUAUUGUAUCAUAUUAACCAGCUUAUUUUGUAUGUACUCUUGCUCAGCCGCUGUUUUUUAUUUUGUUUUUAUUUUUAUUUUAUUACAUGUAUACGUUUUUGGGGGUUCCAAUUUGCACUCUUUCUUUCUAGUGGACCUUUUUGUUUUCGCUUUCUGACUUUUUUUGUUUUUUAAACUACAAGUGUGUAACCCAGGAAACUGUUUUCUGUCUUUUUUUAGUACUGUUAUUAAUGCUAUGUGUGUGUGUAUAAUUUUUCAUAUUUUGAGGAUUCUGAAAGGAAAAUGUGUUUAAAGAAAAAAAAGACCAUUGUAAUGUUUAACUGUUAUUCCAUGCGUCAGUGUCUUGUUAGCUGUCAAUCAACAUGAUUGACUGCUUUGUGGAGGAGGUGGACGCAACCGCUCUGUUUCUCUUUCUAUGUGUUCAUCUUCGCAUGUAGUUAAAACAAUAAUCAGGGUUCAUUAAAAAAAAAGGUAAAAAUUGA
Hippocampus zosterae (dwarf seahorse) is the source of this 6285-nucleotide messenger RNA. Its product is annotated as ETS domain-containing transcription factor ERF-like. Gene Ontology annotation, molecular function: DNA-binding transcription factor activity, RNA polymerase II-specific; sequence-specific DNA binding. The record is from RefSeq and is a predicted model, not a curated record. Gene Ontology annotation, cellular component: nucleus. NCBI's taxonomy places the organism in Eukaryota, Metazoa, Chordata, Actinopteri, Syngnathiformes, Syngnathidae. Gene Ontology annotation, biological process: regulation of transcription by RNA polymerase II; cell differentiation.